CUUAUUUCUCCCCAAAUUUUCCUAUUGUCCCACUAAAGAAAUACCUUUAAAAAGUGACAUUGCUUCCAAGUCAGAGAUUUAAAAAAAAAAAAAAAAAAACAGAAGGAAAGAAGGAAGGAGGAAAGGAGGGAGAGAGGGAGUGGGUGAAGAAAGAAAGAAGUUAAGAGACACCCAUUGAGAAAGGCUUUUCAUUCUGAAAUACUUCAGCUCCAAUAAUAAUGUAUUUGUAACAAAAACAUAAGGAAAGUGUAAUGAAUAGAGUAACAUACUCAUGAAAAGAGGGUAAUAUAGAAGAGUGGGAUUCCUCCACCCCCAAGAGAGAAUUGUUUGUGCCAUUUUUAUCGCAUAUUUUUCAUUAUAAACUCCUCUGCUUUCAUUGAAGCAAAAAUGAAUAGCUGUGAUUAAUUAUGGCCCAGAGAAGUCUCAUUCUCCCCAUGGAACUUGCUCUUCCUCAUUUUCAACAGCACCACUAAACAUGCACCACUAGUUACCUUUGAUCUCCCCACUGUUCACAACCUCCAAGCAGGCGUCAAGUCCUAGGUCCCCCACCAGCACAACUACUCAUGCCUCUAGUUAUGGGAGAGAGAAGAUUUGUAAACUCCUUGUGGGCAGUUUCCAUGGCAUAAUCUUCAUUUCUUCCAUAGUAUCUAGCACAGUUUUUACUUUUAUGCAGGAGAGGUAUUAAACAGUAUGCCUUCUUUUAUCAGGCUACAGGAGCAAAUGCAAUUCAGUACAUUUUCCUAUUUAGUGUUGCCAGAAAACUCACAGCUACCUUUUGGGCCCAGCUGCAGCAAUUAACCUUAGUCUAGAAUUUUGAAGUUUUUGAUACAAUUAUCUCCAUUGUUCCACCUUCCCCAUUAUAUCAGUCUUUACAGUUACUGUAAUAAUCUUACUUCAAAAAUAUCUUUCUUGAAGGUCAUUUUGAAGCCUUUUGGGAAGAAUGUAAUUGUCUAAGUAGUAAGAGAGCAAGUCAACAAGAGAAGGGGCUAAUUCCAUUUCUGCAUUUAUUAUUUGCAGCUUAUAAGGCUAUCUGAGUGAUUUUCGUCUGGACAUGUUAAUGUAUUCCAGGCAUUCCAGUAUGGUUAACUGGGGGCCUGAGUUUAAAAUGGGCUUCCAGUGAUACUCAGAAGUAAACCAGAUGCAGCUGGGGCUACUCGUAAAACAGAAAGGAAUAAAUAACAAAUACUUGAAACUCCUUAGACGUUUACUUUUUUUCAUUAGGAAAAAAGGAGAAAGGGUUGUAUGAGAUGUGUUUUUUCCUUACUUCCUCGCUGCAGGGUGCAACUGAUGAACUUGUAUUCAGUGCUUAUUUUGAGGUUUAGUAAUCUAUUGAUACUUCGGCUUUUGAUCAUCUGUGCUGAAAUGCUGUGGUCAGCAUUAAAUUGUUUGCCUAAUCGAUGUGGAAAGUAUUUUCCUCCUUUUAGCUUGUCUUUUUCUAGGUAUGUUUUUUUUAGGGGUUAGGAGAAGGGGUAAUGUUCUCAAAUGAUUGGGAUUUCUGUAGUGAGUAAAGGUGUGAGUUUAUUGGAGAGCUGAGGGGCAGUUUUUAAAGAAUCCUUUAUUUGUUCAAAUUUGGGUACACAGAAAACAUUUAGAAAACACUCUGGAAAUGUUUAUACAGCAAAUGUAAGCAACAUACAAUACAGAGCUCUCAUAUACAUACUUACCAUCAUAACUAAUAGCCCUACUUUGUAAACAGAAAAUGAAUGUGUUUCCUAGGAGUAGUAGAAUAGAUUUUGAGAAGGCCAAUCCUUCUUCAUGACCUAGACCGGCCUUCUUUUACGUGGCUGCUAACAUCAUUACUGAUGUCAGAGAUGUAGAAUUAAGGUGUCCAAAUUUCUUUAGUAUGACCUUUUGGAAACUGAAUUAUCAGUACCAUAAUAAAAUGCAUAGCAGGCGUGCUGGCGUGCGUUCACUUUCAGCCUGGUGUGGGGCUUGUAAACAUAUAACAUAAAAAUGGCUUCCAAAAGAGCUCUGGUCAUCCUGGCUAAAGGAGCAGAGGAAAUGGAGACGGUCAUCCCUGUAGAUGUCAUGAGGCGAGCUGGGAUUAAGGUCACCAUUGCAGGCCUGGCUGGAAAAGACCCAGUACAGUGUAGCCGUGAUGUGGUCAUUUGUCCUGAUGCCAGUCUUGAAGAUGCAAAAAAAGAGGGACCAUAUGAUGUGGUGGUUCUACCAGGAGGUAAUCUGGGUGCACAGAAUUUAUCUGAGUCUGCUGCUGUGAAGGAGAUACUGAAGGAGCAGGAAAACCGGAAGGGCCUGAUAGCCGCCAUCUGUGCAGGUCCUACUGCUCUGUUGGCUCAUGAAAUAGGUUUUGGAAGUAAAGUUACAACACACCCUCUUGCUAAAGACAAAAUGAUGAAUGGAGGUCAUUACACCUACUCUGAGAAUCGUGUGGAAAAAGACGGCCUGAUUCUUACAAGCCGGGGGCCUGGGACCAGCUUCGAGUUUGCGCUUGCAAUUGUUGAAGCCCUGAAUGGCAAGGAGGUGGCAGCUCAAGUGAAGUCUCCACUUGUUCUUAAAGACUAGAGCAGCAAACUGCGACGAUCACUUAGAGAAACAGGCCGUUAGGAAUCCAUUCUCACUGUGUUCGCUCUAAACAAAACAGUGGUAGGUUAAUGUGUUCAGAAGUCGCUGCCCUUACUACUUUUGCGGAAGUAUGGAAGUCACAACUACACAGAGAUUUCUCAGCCUACAAAUUGUGUCUAUACAUUUCUAAGCCUUGUUUGCAGAAUAAACAGGGCAUUUAGCAAACUAAAAAAAAAAAA
Pan troglodytes (chimpanzee) is the source of this 2762-nucleotide messenger RNA. RefSeq names its product Parkinson disease protein 7 homolog. Gene Ontology annotation, molecular function: oxidoreductase activity, acting on peroxide as acceptor. Gene Ontology annotation, cellular component: cytoplasm; mitochondrion; nucleus. The coding region runs from base 1954 to 2523 and encodes 189 amino acids. NCBI's taxonomy places the organism in Eukaryota, Metazoa, Chordata, Mammalia, Primates, Hominidae. The record is from RefSeq and is a predicted model, not a curated record. Gene Ontology annotation, biological process: glyoxal metabolic process; response to oxidative stress; glycolate biosynthetic process. The transcript has a single exon.